Podarcis lilfordi (Lilford's wall lizard) is the source of this 13364-nucleotide messenger RNA. The record is from the annotation of a GenBank genome assembly. Lineage: Eukaryota; Metazoa; Chordata; Lepidosauria; Squamata; Lacertidae.
AUGAAAAAGCUGGAGAGGUGGGGAAGCAGGCAAGUUCAUCCUGCUGGCUCUGACUUCUCAGUAUUGUCUCCCGUGUCUUUUCUGCUGAUUAAAAAGGUCUUCAAUAACCUUCUGUGCUCAAAGCAGAUGCUCUACCAUUGAGCUGGAGUCCUUCCGCAAAGGAAAACUGUCCAAACUGUUGCAAUCUCAUAAAGGUCAGAGAGAUGGGGAAACUGAGUUAGGCAAGUGGGCUAGACCAGCUCUAACUUCUGAUAGGCAUCUCUCAUGUCCUUCCUUUGUUUAAGAAACUAUUCGGAGAAUGUAUGGCAAUGCUGCUGAUGCUGUAGCAUGAUGCUGCAGAAUAUGAUUGGUUAUUUGGGACACUUAAUUGAGGGAGUGGCUUGUUGACCACUGAGGUUGCAUUGGACUUCAUUGAGGAUUUUUCCAUAUAAGUAUCAAGUAGUCAAGAUUCAGAGCACAUAGAAGCAGGACGUCUGAGUGAGAAAGACCACCUUGCACUCUCAAUCACUGUCAAACUUCAGGUACAACACUGGGUACUUUGCUGGAACUCUCACAGUGGGAAACAGAUCAUCAUAUGAUCUAUAAAGGUAACAUACAAUACUAUGUUUUAAAAUGGUUUUUUAAAAAUCUGUGAGUUGCUUGUUGCCAGAAUGUUUUCCUGCUGUCCUGGCAAACACCUAUUGAAUUUCUUAAAUCUUAACUUGGUAUGUGUGCUUCUGGGCCAGGGGGAUGCAAAAGCAAUACUUUCAUUAGCCCAGCGCUACAAGGAUGAAUGUUAAGGAGUGUACUUGUGGGGUGUGAGCAAACGUUUGAGGUGAUCCUAUGCAAAGGACGAGGUAAAAAAGGUAAAAAAGGUAAAGGACCCCUGGAUGGAUAAGUCCAGUCAAAGGUGACUAUGGGGUUGUGGUGCUCAUCUCGCUUUCAGGCCAAGUGAGCAGGUGUUUGUGCACAAACAGCUUUCUGGGUCAUGUGGCCAGCAUGACUAAACCACUUCUGGCACAACAGAACACAGUGAUGGAAGCCAGAGCGCACAGAAAUACCAUGUACCUUCCCACUGCAAUGGUACCUAUUUAUCUACUUGCACUUGCAUGCCUUUGAACUGCUAGGUUGGCAGGAGCUGGGACAGAGCAACGUGAGCUCACCUUGUCCUGGGGAUUCGAACCGCUGACCUUCUGACUGGCAAGCCCAAGAGGCUCAGUGGUUUAGACCACAGUGCCAUUAUACCCAUUGCAACUGAGGUCAUUCCUUUCAGUUAUUAACCUGUUUCUCAUAUGUACAAGGUGAUUCAAAUCAAUGUUUCAAAUUAGCCUUUUAAUGGAACCCCAGCUUGAGAUUAAACUUGCCUGAAUUUAAACCAAUCCACUCUUGAUUAAAACAAUGUUCCAUAGACGGCCAGCACAACUCCAAUUUGUCACAGAAAUAUUAUUUUAAAUUGGGAAAGUAUGCACUAUUUGCAGUGCCAGCAAACCACAUCACCUUCUUAGGGUGAGAUGAAGAUAAACUUUGAAUUAUUAGCAUGAAAUUCCAGGCUCUGGCUUGCCAGUCAGAGAUUUGAAUCAUGCAAAUUGAACAAAUAACUACUGACUGAUGAGCUUGGCAUUGAUACCAGGAAAGGUCCUAGAACAGAUAACGAAACAUAGACAUAGAAAAGGAUGCUGUGAUUACUAAAACCCAACAUGGGUUUCUCAAAAACAAGUCAUGACAGAUGAAUCUCAUUUCAUUUUUAAAAAAAUAUAUAAACUUACAAGCUUGGUGGAUCAGGGGAAUGCUGUGGAUGUAGUGUAUCUUGAUUUCAGUAAGGCUUUUGACAAAGUUCCCCAUGAUAUUCUGCAUUAUAUUCUAUAUAUAUAUAUAUAUAUAUAUAUAUAUAUAUAUAUAUAUACACAGAGAAGCUGGUAACCUGUGGGCUGCAUGAGAUAACUGUUAGGUGGAUUUGUAGCUGGUUGACUGACCAAACUCAAAGAGUGCUCACUAACAGCUCCUCACCAUCCAGGGGAAAAAAAGGGACAAGUGGGGUCUGCAGGGUUCUGUCUCCAGUUUGUUGUUGAGGGGAUGCUUAUUAAAUUUGCAAAUGACACCCAACUGGGAGGGGGAACUAAUGCUGCAGAAUACAGAACAGAUUGGAGAACUGGGCUCAACCAUAGGGAGGUUCUACACUUAGGUAGGAAGAACCAGCUGCACAAAUAUGAGAUGGUGGAUGCCUGGAUUACUAGUAGUACAGGUGAAAAGGAUCUAGGGGUCUUAGUAAACCACAAGCCUAGCAUGAGUCAACGGUGUGAUGCAGCAGCAAAAAAGCCAAAUGCUAUUCUAGGCUAGUCUCAGCAAUGAGAUAGGAUCCACCACUGAACGGACUCCCAUAGGUCAAUCAUCAUAAAAAAUGCCAUCUGGAAAGCAAACACCUCAAGAGAGUUUCCUGUGUUCAGACAUAAUACCAAUCCAUGGCUUGUUUGGGUGGAUGUUAUGUUUGAUGCGCCUCUUACUGAUGUAUCCAGACACCAUGUCUUCUUUCUUCAGAACUUUCUUUGCUUUUCUAUUUUCUUGUCUCAUGUGUCUGUAGGUUGGCAAUUGUAUGGAGCUUGGGGUAGUGGCAAACAAAGCAUGGUUAAACAUGGCUCGGGAGUUCAGGCACAAUGCCAAACAACAGUUAAAGCAAGUCCUGGUCUGUAAGGCAAGCAGUCUGUGGUUUGCUGCCCAAAACAAACCAUGGUUAGUCUGCACUAGGUUCAGACAUUCAAACAAACCACAUUCUGGCUCAACAAACCACAGAUUGGCUUUAUAUGCAAACUAGGCAAUGACUAUAUUAUUGUCACUGGAUCUAGUAACAGAAAUGUCAUUCUUUACAGGUUACUUUCAGAGGAACACAAUGCCUCAUUUCAAUCUGUAUUUGAUUUUUGCUGGACUCUUAGCUGUUGCUAACUGUCAGACCAGUCAACCAGGCAAUUUACCCUAUGAGAAGAUAGCCCCAGGGAAUACUGAGUUUGCCUUUAAAUUCUACCGCCAGGUUGCUCCAGAGGCUCAUAAGAAAAACAUUUUAUUUUCUCCUAUAAUCAUUUCCAUGCCCUUGGCUUUGCUGGUGCUGGCAGCCAAAUCUACCACUCGGAGUCAGCUUUUGUCAGGACUUUGCUUUAACCAGACAGAUAUCAGCGAGCAGGAAAUUCAUAGAGGUUUCCGUCAUCUUAUCCAGAAGCUAAACAGUACUGAGGCCGAAAUCCAACGGAGCAUUGGGAAUACCCUUUUCCCAAAUAAGAAAUUUAAGCUGCGGAAAAAGUUCUUGAAUAAUGUCAAAUAUUUUUAUCAGGCUGAUGUUCUUCCUACUAACUUCGAGAAUGCUACAGAAGCCGAGAACCAAAUCAAUAACUACAUAAAGGAGAAAACCCAUGGAAAAAUAACUGAUAUUGUCAAGGAUCUUGAUACAAGAGCUAUAUUGGUUAUUAUAAGUUUUCUUUACAUGAGAGGUAAGUCAGAUGGAGUUUACUUUAUUAUUAUUGCAGGGUUUUGUAACUAACUUAAAAUGUCCACUGCUUAAGCACUAGUGCUAGAUACUGCUCAAUCUGUUGUAUCUGUUGCAGGAGAGCCAACUUGAAUAAAAUACUGGGGGGCCCAGGUAAGUCUUGCCCCACCAAAUUGAGCACAUGGCAGAGCACAUGCAGACCAUUUGAAUGGCAAUGUCUAUCAACUUGAGGGCAGGGGAGGAAAAAUGACCUUCUCCAAUGGUAUUGCCCUGCUGGUAAUAACUAACCUUCAACAUUAUCACUCUUUCUGCUUGUAAUGAGAUGGGUUCAUUUGGGAAGAAGAGCUACAGAAACUGCGUUCAGCAUAGCAUGUAGUCUCCCGCCACCCUGGAGCUUUCCCUAUUGGCUCAGAAUAAGGCAAAUACCAUGGGUUUCUUCUGUAUUCAGAUGAAUACUGAACCAAACCAUGAGGGCAGACAGAUUUGGGCCUUGUCAGACUAGAAGCAGGAUGCAUACAAGGUGGGAUAAUUCAAAGCAGGGCCCCUGAAGAACUCUGUAGUGCUUUGCAGAUUCAGCUCUUUAAAAAAGAAAAAGAAAGCUUCUCGCGAGCAUCAGCUAAAAAGUUGAAAUAUACUCAGAGUCGAGUGUGGAUUUCAUGCUCUUUAUUCAGCUCAUAGUAAUGAGGAAUGAAAGUUCCCCCACAAUAUCUGCUUUAUAUACAUUAUUUACACAAUGGGCCGCACGUGAUUGGCUAAUUCCAGGAUUCUCCUGUAGGCCAAUCAGGUUGUGGAUUCACUUCCUCCUGGAGCUGGAUUAGGUGGCUCCUGUGGACCAGUCAUACUGCUGCAUUGUUCUAGGACCAAUCAGACUGCUGCAUUUUGGAUGCUAUUUAACUCAGUACAUAACAAAAGUGUAUUCUCUUAACUUCCUGCGUACAUAAUUAUUCCUGGGUUAAAUGAUGGGGGAAGGGAAAGCAAAAGGUGAGGGAAGAAAGAGCUCUAUUGUGAUUAAUAGGUUAAACUUGUAAUUGGGGCAAUACUGUGGUACCUCGGGUUACAUACGCUUCAGGUUACAGACUCCGCUAACCCAGAAAUAUUACCUCGAGUUAAGAACUUUGCUUCAGGGACUUCCGGGGUGGCGCCAUCGGCAAUGGCGGACUCCCUCUGAACUGGAGGGACUAGCUCCGCGGGAAACGGGUCUUCUCCGCUACGGCGAAGCGGGGACCCUUUCAAAAAUCACAGGCGGAUGAAGCCUGUGACCAUGGGACUCGGCGGGCACCUUUAGCGCCCCCCCCAACUCACUAAGGAACCCACUAACGGGCUCCGAAGUGAAGAGGGGGAAGUGGCGCGGUGCUGUGAGUCAACUGCUAUUUCCGUGGAGCGAAGCCGCAUAGCUGUUGCCGGAGAGUGCUGCCUUUUUCCUGGGACAAUUUGGACUCUAAAAUAAGCACCUGUGAGUACUUAGACUUUGAACAACUGGACAUUAGAUGGGGACUUGCGAGCAGAAAGGAAUUGGAUCUUAAAAAUCUAUUUCAAUUUGGUACGGAACGGGAAGGUCUAAACAGGAAGUCAGCCUUCCGUUCUUCUGUAGACAGAAUAAAGCAAAGACAACGUAAACUAGAGCUUAGAAAAUUGCUUUUAAAGGAUUGAAUUUCAUCAUUUAAAAUUGUGGAACCCCCCUUCGACAGCAGGAGAAGAAGGGGGAUCUUUUUUGGACUGUUUAAAGUGAGUUUAAAGUAAAGCAACUUUCCUCCGUCCUGAUCCUGGAGCGGGGUGUCAGGACUGACGUUUGAAGUUCAUUGACCAGAGACAAACGUUUUUGACAGAUAGCUAAAAGAAGAGAAACAUAGUGAUUCCACUGUCUCCCUUCGCAUUUUAAAGGAACAAAUAUUGACAAAGUAUCUCAAAAAGGGAAACUUUGUUGCAAGAUCAAAUAGAAGUUUUCCCCCUAGAGGGAGACUGUGAAACUGUAACCAACUCCAGGGAGCCGGCAGCUGUUUACAGAUUACAAUCGUGGGAAUAGGCAUUUGACCUUGCAGGACAAUGUAUUCAGAAGCUUUGUUGUGUGCUUUCUACAAAACAAAUGCCCUACUGGAACAGUUACAUGAGAAGGUGAAUUUGAUGACGACUUCGACUAGAAAUUUUGAACAGGCAGUGGGAAAUUUUGAACAGACAGUGGGAAAAUAUGUGGAGCCCACCCAGGAAUUAAAUCAGGAGUGUGUCCUGACAGAACAGGCCCAACAGGAAUAUGAGUUUUUUGGAUUUGACAAAUGAACUUGGAAAAAGCCAGAUUUGGAAAGAAAAAGUUUGGUUUGGCUUGGAAAUGGGGGGCUGGAUUGACCCCCCCUAUGCUGGGAUGUUUGGACUUUUCAAAUCUGGCAAUGGGCCGUGAGAUGUUUGGGAUUGUGGGGGCUCUUAAUUUUGGAGGGUCUUUGGAACAUGCUUCUAAAUACCAUAUGGAAUUCAGUGCUGAAUAUGGAAAAGGGGCUGAUCUGUCAAGAAGGGUUAAAAAUAUUGCCAAGCUGGAGUUACCACGAGCAGGAGACAAGGGAAAAUACAGUUACAAAUAUGAAGAAGAGCUGCAAAGGGACAUGGAAGAGACUUGAGGGCCUCGGAUAUAAGGUUGCCAGGUUAAUGGGCCAGAUCGAUGGGAUAAUAAGGACUGACAAAACCCGGAACCAGGAGGAAGGGACGUUGGAUGAAGAUUGGAUCUGUUUGUAUUUCUUUUUUCUAUCAUUAGAACUGUUUUAUAAAAUUGAUGAAUGUCAGAAAAAUGUUGGAAUGAAAUUACUCGGCUUUAGUAAAGAUGUUUAAAGAAUUAUGAAAGAAUAUUAUGGUUAUGAGAAGUUGGUAAGGAUAAGAUUUAAGUUUUAAGCUUUAAGGUUUAUUUUCUUAUAGAAAGAUAAGAUUAAAACUGUUUAGGGUAAUGUAAUGACAGAAUAUUAUGAAAUAUGGAAAGGAUUUGCUGGGAUAAUUAAUAACUAGGAUACAAAGAAAGGGAGGAGGAGGAGGUCAAAGAAAGAAGGUAAUGACAGUUGAGGAUUCGAGAAUAAUGAAUUUGUCUUUAAAUGUUCUUAAAUUGUAUUUUUGUUUUUUUUUCUGUCUUUUUUCUUAUUUUUGAAUUUGUCUUCGUAUGGUUGGAAGGGUUUUUUUUUUAACUUUGUUAACUAUUUUUAUUUUGUAUUUUCUUCUGCUUUUAUUUUAUGUUGUAACACUUUGAAAAUUUCAAUAAAUAUUUUAUUUAAAAAAAAAAGAACUUUGCUUCAGGAUGAGAACAGAAAUCAUGCUCCGGCGGCGUGGCGGCAGCAGGAGGCCCCAUUAGCUAAAGUGGUGCUUCAGUUUAAGAACAGUUUCAGGUUAAGAAUGGACCUCCGGAACGAAUUAAGUUCUUAACCUGAGGUACCACUGUAGUUUUAACUGGAAAGCAAAUCCCUUUUAGUUGUCCCUCCAUGUCUUAUUAAAAGUGUGCAGCACAAAGGACCCUGGCCCAGUUUGUUCACAAUUUGGCAGGUGUCUGAUCAAAUGGCAGCUCUCUCAUACUUGCAAAGGUCAGACCCACAAAGCACUACAGGAUAUUUAAGUGACUCAUUUUUUUUGCCCACCCCAGAAUUGUAACAUCAGCCUUUGCUGGAAAUAACACAGCAUCUGUCCUUUUGAAAUUUUGCAGGAAAUUUUGCAUGUGAUCUUGCCUGCAAAUUCCAUUCAAUUCCCCACCACUACCACCAUAAGAAUGUUAAUGGGAAUUAGUUGCAACUUUGUAGACUUUAUCAAUGUUAGAGAGGCUGUUAUGCAUACAAAUUCCAUCACGUUCUAGCAAAAGGGGGGGGAGAGUUACAAUCACUGUUGUUCUUCAGAUAAUGAAGGGGAGGUGGACUAAGGAGAUAGACUGACAGCUGAAUCAAGCAGGUUACAAUGAGACUUCUGGGUUGGUGCCUCCGGUAAUGGUGGAAUUCCUCUGAUCGGGAGGAAUUUGCUCCGUGGGAAUUUGGGUCUGGCCGCCACGGCGAAGGCGGAGACCCGCAAAAAAUCACAGGCGGGAGAAGCCUGUGAACGUGGGAUUCGGCGGGCACCCUUUGUGCCUCCCCUACUUGUGGGGAAACCCAGUUUCGGGGGUCCGGAGCGACGUGGGGUGAGCGGCGCGGUGCUUCGAAUCGUCUGCUUCUUCCACGGAGUGAAGCCGCAUAGCUGUUGCCGGAGAGCACUGACUUUUUCCUGUGGACAAUUUGACUUCAAAGUAAUUACCCGUGAGUAGAGCUGAAGCGGGAGAAUUGGAUUUUUAAACGUUUAAUAUGGUAUCGAAACGGGGAGGUUCAAUACAGGAAGUCCACCUUCCCCUUUUGUAAAUAGACUGAAGCAAUGAGGCUGCAAGCUGAAAUCUUGGAAAGCCUUUUGUAAAAGACUAAAUUUCCAUCGGUAAAGAACAUUAACCCCCUCCCCCUUGGAGGCAGGAGAAGAGGGGGGAAGUUGUGGACUGAGUAUGCCUGCAGGAGAGAGUGAAGAGAGCUAAAAUACCGCCGCUCUGACCCUGGAAACGGGCUGCUAGCAGGACUGAUGUUUUUUGGAUUGUUCAUUGACAGCAUUUAGAACGUUCAUUGACAGUUAGCUAAAUAAGAGAAAUACAUUGUUUCUACUGUCUCCGGCUGCUUUUAAAAAGGAGUAAAAGUAAUUGAAAACUGAAACUAACUUUGGAUUGUUUGAACUGUGUUUAAAAGAGGACAUUAUUGACUAAUAUAAAUAGAAACUGUUUUCCCCUAGUGGAAGCCUUUGAAACUGGUUGCUUUAUAAGAGCUGGACUAGGGGAAUUUCCAGCUGCAAGAUAAAAAACUGUGAGACUCUGGGACUGACCUUGAAUCUUUUAAGUGUUAUGGCAAAUGGAAAGGAAAAAACAGACCAGUCAACUGCUGAAAAAACAUUAAGGUCUGGGAGGAAUUGGCAGCAAUCCAGGAGAGGCUCAACAUCAGGUCCCCCUGCUUCUUCUGCUGCUGCCUCUGCACCAGCACACUCAAAACCAAGAGGAAUGUCGACAGAAGAGGCCUUAGCGGUUCUAUUACAUAAGAUAAAUGAUUCACUGGAACAGCUUCACAAGAAAAUAGACGUGAUAAAUGCGAAAGUGGAUGUUGCAAUUACUAAAAUCGACUUAAAUACAGAAAGUAUAAACAAUACCAAUACAGAAACCACCCAGAAAUUGAUACAGGAAUCUACUUUGAUACCGCAAACUGCGGAGGAAGCCAGGGAGAAAGCCGUUGCUGCUGAAUGUAAAGUAACACAACUGGAGAGAGAGAGAGAGUACCAGCCCUACAGAGGCAACUUGAUGAACAUAAGUUGACGCUUGCUAUGAUUGAACUUAAAGAAAAACAGACGAAUCUGAGGAUUAGAGUUCACCUUUGGUGGACAUGCCCAAGGAUUAAGACAUUCUGGGAGAUGAUUUAUAACGAAAUGAAAAAGGUAUUUAAAUAUACCCUCCUGAAGAAACCAGAGGCCUUUCUCCUGGGCAUGGUCGGCCAAUUGGUGUUAAAGAAGGAUAGAAUUUUUUUUACGUAUGCAACAACAGCAGCAAGAAUACUCAUCGUGAAGUAUUGGAAGACACAAGAUUUACCUACCCGGGAAGAAUGGCAGAUGAAGUUGAUGGACUAUAUGGAACAGGCAGAAAUGACUGGCAGAAAUCCGAGACCAGGGAGAAGAGUCGGUGGAAGAAGACUGGAAAAAGUUUAAAGACUAUUUACAGAAAUACUGUAAAAUUAAUGAAUGUUAGAAGAAUGUUGGAAUGAAGUUAUAUGGCUUUAGUAGAAAUGUUAUAAGGAAUUAAGUAUAAAUAGAUUAAUAGAAUAUUAAAGGAAAAAUAAGGUUAGAAUGUGUUAAGAUAAUUAUAGGAUAGAAAACAGAGGAAGAUGGAAAGGAAUUGCUGAAACAAUUAAUAAAGUGGAAUACAAAAAGGGAGGUGUGAGGAGGUCGUUGAAAUAAGUGAAUGAAGGAUGGGAUAUUGAAGUUGUUUGAUGUGUUUUGGAUUGUUUUUGUUUUGUUUUGUUAAUGUGUUGGUGUUGUGUGGUGUUUGUGUGUUGUAUUGUACUGUACUUUUUUGUGUAUUGUUUAAAUUGUUGGAAAAGCAAUAAAUAUUAUUAUUUUUUUUAAAAAAAGCAGGUUACAAUGAGCCUCAGACUGAGGUGAAGCACUGAACUGAGGUCCAAAUUCCAUCUUGGGGGUAGUGCAUGUUUCUUGAUGGAGCAUCAAGAAGAAAUAAGCCAAUUAAAUGAGGAAAAACAACCAGGAACCCUCAGUUCCCAGACUUUUAGGGCAGCUGGAGUGGAAGCAAGAUCUCCUAGCAGAACUCUGCAGACUCACUGUCUCUGGAAGCCUAGCGAAUGGCUGCUUCUGAGAUAAUAAUAAUACUAAUAAUACUAAUAAUAAUUUAUUUAUACCCUGCCCAUCCAAACCAGAUCUUAUGGGAAUGACCUGUACCCUCUUGUUUUUGUCCUCAUUAGAUUAUUGGGAAAGUCCUUUUAAUAGUCAGAACACUCGAGAAGAAGACUUCUUUGUGGAUGAGCAAACAACAGUGAAAGUUCCCAUGAUGAUCAAAGACAGCACUUUUAAGACGUACUAUGAUGAAAGUCUGUCCUGUGAGGUGGUGCAGCUCCCUUACAAAAGCGGUGCCAUAGCAUUCUUCAUUCUGCCUGAUCAAGGGAAACUGAAGCAAGUGGAGGAUGGUCUGAACAGAGACGUCUUGCUAAAAUGGAUGAAAUCAGUGAGGCAACAGUAAGUCUGUGCGCUCUACCAGACAAAUCACCACAAAGGGGGCAUUACACCUGGAACAAGCAGGACUUUAAUAGCCAUUCCUGCUCACUGGGUGACCUGAAGCAAGUCCGCAUCUUUCAGCCUCAGAGCUGUUAUUAUCUUGUAUGAUUAAAUAACAGGGAGCAGAACCCUUUAUUCCACCCUGAUCUCUGUGGAAGAAAAGCAAAAUCCAUCAGUGCUAAUAAGCCCACAUCUCUUGAACAGAUGUUUUCUGAUUCUAGAGCGAAAUGCUUACAAUACAGAUUCAAGUCCUUAUUCAAUGUGUCCAUGGAACAUGAUACAAUCUAGGGCUUCCUGUUCUCUUCACAGAGAACAGAAAAUGCAAGCUACUGGACAACACUUCCCUGUUCUUUGGCGGCGGCGGGGGGGGGGGAAUACACCCAACCUUUUAUUUCAUAAGUACAUCGUAACAAAUUACAAUAUAAUUAAUAUUUAAAAUAUUAGAUUUAGCGAGCAUUAAAAUUACUCUCGUGUGUGUGUGUGUGUGUGUGUGUGUGUGUGUACUAACCUUAGGCUGGUUAUAUAAGUAUAUAUUCAAUAGGCACAAAAGAGGUUCUAAUGGAGUUUACUAUUCAAAGUUCUCAUUGAGUACAGGUGUUACCAUCUGCUAGUACUGCUUGAAAACAAACCCAAAGAUGUCAUGUACAGUGGACACAAAUAGUGCGCACGCCUGGUAUAAGUAGGAAGACACACUAGGACCACAACUUUAUUAACAUUUAAGAGAGGAAACCUGCCAUGAACACUUAAUUACAAUGUGGGGGAGGGGGGAAUGAGGCCACCUAGUGACCUCCUCCAUCCCUCUUGUGGUGGAUCAGCUUAAGCUUCAGUUCAGAGACUGAAAAGUAGCUACUUGGCCAAUUAUUAAUCUUCCCAACCAUGCUUAAAGUUCUCUAAUCCCAAAGUCUCAUCUCCCCUGAAUUGUCUAUGAUAGUCCUUUUCACCUUCUUGGCAUCUCUUCAUUACCCAGACUGCCCCGUUAGCUGCAAUCAGUUAUUCAUGGGAAGGACCAUAGCUGAGUCACAGAACACAUGCCUUGCAUGCAGAAAGCCUCAGGCCUCAUCUCAAGGCAGGGCUGGAUUUCAUGGCCUUUGUCUGAAAUCUAUGAGAACAGCAACCAGUCAUGGUAGACCAGGAAUGGCCCAUCCUGUUUCAAUGCCUGAGGCAAAAUGGGAAGGUGCUUUCCCACAGCUGUCUUGACACCAAAACCCACCCCCACCCCCUGCGAAACCUUCCUUAUCUGAGUUCUAGUUAGCUCUCAAAAGAUCUUGGCGAAAGCUGCUGACACUGCUUCCAUCUCUUCUCCGUCGGUGGCAGGGUGGGUACAGCGCCCACAAGGGGACCACCUCUUGGGUGCCACUGCCCAAUGCAGAUGCUUCAGCCCAUUGCAUGGGCAGGCUGGCCCUGUUGUCAACAAUACUAGGCUAAGAGGGCCAAUGGUCUAAAUCAAAAGAAGAGUCCUAUUUUUUUAUCCCUGAUUUGUCCCUUAGAAAACACUGCAAAGUAAAUAAAUUCACCCAUGGAUUGGCAGUGAAACCAAAAGAAAACCUGCCCUGAAAUAAAACUCAGGGGAGUGGUCUACAUUUCUAUGCAGCCUGUUUGUGAUAAUCUAAGCCUGUACUGCAUUCUGGAUCGGUGGGCUGGUUCAAGCAAACAGCAACUGUGUAUUGAGGCUGUAGAUGGGCUGUUUGUCUCCUUUGGCACCACAUAGGGAGAAUUGCUCCCACUACCACCACUGAUGCACUUAGCAUCUGAGAGAAGGAACAGUAGUCACAUACAAAAUGUUAUAUUCAGCAGAGGUCUAUGUGUGCUUAAAUCCACCAUAUUGACUCCAUUCCUCUGACUGAAACAUAAUAAAAGUUGGGGGAAAUGUUUAAUCCAAAAGGAAAUACACAUUUUUAAUUUAAAGCUGUGUGAAUAUUAGGUAGCAUUUUUACACUGUUGUGCUUAUUUUUACAACUUUAGCCUUGACAUUUUUUAUCUAGCCAAACUGUAAAGUGUCUACAAAUUGUGUCAUCUAAACAUUUUCUAAGAGUGAAAUCUUAAUAGCCUCUGAUUCUACUUUCAAUAGGAGAAUAGUACUUCACCUUCCAAAGUUAAUGAUUCGUGGACGCUAUGAUCUUAUAGAGAUACUAAGUAGAAUGGGUAUAACUGAAUUAUUCACAGACCAAGCAGACCUCUCUGGAAUUACUGGGAAGCCUGAGGUGAAGGUUACUAAGGUAGGUUUAUCAAAAUUCAACAUAGUGUAAGAAUUGAACGUAAGACUCCACAUUGAUAUGUUGCUUUCUGGGUCAGAUAUAUAUUUGAGGGUUCAAAUAAAGUUGAGGUUUAGAGUACUUGAAUGUGGCACCACACAUGGAGAUCGUUCCCUUGUAAGCAAAAUUCAUGUGCACAGUGUCUUCUACAUGAAAACAAAUACAACUUAAGAUACACUUGUGCAAUUUUUCACGUGUGGAAGAGUGCUCACAUUUCCUUCCAUCCAGAAUUCAUCUCAAUAGAUGAAAAAAUCAUGUGUGAAGCAAGUCUAAGAUAUGAUCUCUAAUAAGGCAAGGCUGUCCAGGCACCCUGCUCCUCAGGCUUCUAUACAAUACCCACAACUCUUUAAAAUGCUGCGCUGACUCUGUGUUGGGAGCAGCAUAGGGCUCAUUGGUGUCAUGGGACACAGACCAUUGGAAUCACACAUCAUUAAGGAUCAUUUUGGAGAGGAGAGAUCAUAAGGAAACCUUGUCAGUUUCUUCCUCCAGGCUAACAGGUGCAAGAUGACACUUUACACACACACAUGAUUGGUUGGGAGGGUGAGAUCAAGAGAUCACGAGAGUAAGAAGUGACAAAGUCGACAAAGACUUUCAAUGGAUUCCUCUGAAGGAGCAGGAGUCUCUCAUAUACUUAACUCUGGGUCACUGUCUGUACUAAUGUUUGUUUGCUUUCUUUACAGGCUAUUCACCAAGCUUAUUUAAAUGUCCAUGAGAAUGGCACUGAAGCUGCAGCUGUCACUUUUAUUGAAAUUGGACCUACGUCCCUCCCACCUGAAAUUAAACUAAAUCGCCUGUUCAUGUUCUUAAUUAUGGACUGGCUUACUGAGGCCAUCUUACUCUUCGGGAAAGUUGCAGAUCCCACAAAGAACUAA